GCAUUGGAUCCCGGGCCUCACCGAUCGCGCGUCCAUGGUCAACUGCGCAGUGACCAGGGCAAGCGGCUCGCUCGUGAGCAGCAGAGCCUCAACAGCACCCGCCCGGCAGCAGUAUUGUGGCGUGACCCGCCCGGCAGCUUGGAAUCCAGCACCGGCUCGGGAAGCGGGGGCAGCGGCGAGUAGGCAGCUCAGAAUGAGUGUGGCAGCCCAGGCAGCAGGCAACGGGGCGUCGACGAAACCCCAGCGCGCGACGGCGGAGGGCAAGAAGGCCAUCCUGGACAAAGUGGACUGCUUCAUCUUCGACUGCGAUGGCGUGAUCUGGCGUGGCGACAGCGUGAUCGACGGCGUGCCCGAGACGCUGGACAUGCUGCGCGGCAUGGGCAAGCAGCUGGUGUUUGUGACCAACAACUCCACCAAGAGCCGCGCCGGAUAUCUCAACAAAUUCACCAGCCUGGGCCUGAACGUGGCUGCGGAGGAGAUCUACUCCUCCUCCUAUGCUGCCGCCGCGUACCUGGAGAGCAUCCAGUUCCCCAAGGACAAGAAGGUGUACGUGGUGGGGGAGGUGGGCAUCCAGGAGGAGCUGGACCUGAAGGGCAUCAGCCACCUGGGCGGCCCCGCCGACGCCGACAAGCGCGUGGAGCUGACACCAGGCAUGCUGCUGGAGCAUGACCACGACGUGGGCGCUGUGGUUGUGGGCUUUGACCGCAACAUCAACUACUACAAGAUACAGAUGGCCACGCUGUGCAUCCGGGAGAACCCCGGCUGCAUGUUCAUUGCCACCAACACGGACGCGGUGACGCACCUGACCGACGCGCAGGAAUGGGCGGGCAAUGGCAGCAUGGUGGGCGCCAUCCGUGGCUCCACCAAGCGUGAGCCGACCGUGGUUGGCAAGCCCGCAGAGUUCAUGCUGGCAAACAUUGCCGACAAGUUUGGCCUGCGGCGCGAACAGAUAUGCAUGGUGGGCGACCGGCUGGACACCGACAUCCUGUUUGGAAAGAACGGCGGCCUGACCACCAUGCUGUGCCUGUCGGGCGUGACGACAGAAGAGCAGCUGCUGAGCCCUGAAAACAGCAUCCACCCCGACUGCUACAUGGACUCGCUGGCCGCCCUGCUGGAGGUCAAGAAGGAGCCGGUGGCGGUGUGA
Molecule: messenger RNA, 1144 nt
Organism: Chlorella variabilis
Lineage: Eukaryota; Viridiplantae; Chlorophyta; Trebouxiophyceae; Chlorellales; Chlorellaceae
Exons: 9
Coding region: 35-1144 (369 amino acids)
Molecular function (GO): phosphatase activity
Source: RefSeq, a predicted model, not a curated record